AUGGGCACCGUCACUGCCGCAGAUCCGCACCCGUCCUUCCUCGCCGACAAGGACGCCAAGGUCUUCGUCGCCGGUCACCGGGGCCUCGUCGGGUCCGCCAUCGUGCGCCGCCUCCUCUCGCUCGGCUUCACCUCCGUCGUCGUCCGCACCCACGCCGAGCUCGACCUCACCCGCCAGGCCGAUGUCGAGGCCUUCUUCGCCGCCGAGCGCCCGCGCUACGUGGUCCUCGCGGCCGCCAAGGUCGGCGGCAUCCACGCCAACUCCACCUACCCCGCCGACUUCAUCGCCGCCAACCUCCAGAUCCAGACCAACGUCGUCGACGCCGCGCUGCGCUGCGGCUCCGUCCGCAAGCUCCUCUUCCUCGGCUCCUCCUGCAUCUACCCAAAGUUCGCGCCGCAGCCCAUCACGGAGGGCGCGCUCCUCUCCGGCCCGCUCGAGCCCACCAACGAGUGGUACGCCGUCGCCAAGAUCGCCGGCAUCAAGAUGUGCCAGGCCUACCGCAUCCAGCACGGCCUCGACGCCGUCUCCGCCAUGCCCACCAACCUCUACGGCCCGCACGACAACUUUCACCCCGAGAACUCGCACGUCCUGCCCGCGCUCAUCCGUCGCUUCCACGAGGCCAAGGCCACCAACGCCCCCGAGGUCGUCGUCUGGGGAUCAGGCUCGCCGCUGCGCGAGUUCCUGCACGUUGAUGACCUCGCCGACGGCGUCAUCUUCUUGAUGGAUCAGUACUCCGGCCUGGAGCAUGUCAAUGUGGGAAGUGGGAGUGAGGUCACCAUCAAGGAGCUUGCCGAGCUAGUCAAGGAGGUGGUCGGUUUCAGGGGAACCUGGUGUGGGACUCCACCAAGCCGGACGGCACACCCAGGAAGCUCAUGGAUAGCUCCAAGAUACAGGGAUGGGGUGGAAGCCCAAGAUCGCCCUCAAGGAAGGCCUCGUCGAAACCUACAAAUGCUGCCGCGAGGCUAUAAAACCUGUCCUCUGCUCUCCUGCCGCGGCUUCCUCUGCAAGCGCGCGCACCUAGGCAUGGGCAACGUUGUGUCCGGGGUGCAGCUCCGUCGGCGGCUGCUGCCGGCGGUGGAGGAGCGCCUCACGCGGCCGCGCCGCCUCGUCCGCGAGCUGCCCGACCUUGACGCCGGCCGCCUGUGUCGUCUCAUCCGCAGUGGCGACCUCGCGCCCUGCUUUGACCCGGCCGAGGACGCCGGUGGCGGCCUAACCGAGGAGUGCCCCAUUUGCUUCUUUUUCUACCCGAGUCUGAAUACAUCCAAGUGCUGCGGCAAAGGGAUCUGCACUGGGAGAACCGAACGUCAAUGA
Miscanthus lutarioriparius is the source of this 1311-nucleotide messenger RNA. Lineage: Eukaryota; Viridiplantae; Streptophyta; Magnoliopsida; Poales; Poaceae. The record is from the annotation of a GenBank genome assembly.